AUGUUGAGAAAAACAUUUUCGAAAACCCUUACCUCUCUGUUUUCCAAAUCAACGGGUUGCCAAAGUUUUCGGUCUUUCUGUCUUUGUAAACACUUUCUUUUUUGUACCAUUAAUUGCUUUGUUUCUUUCUUUCUAAAUGGUAUCUUCAUUUCUAAACUUCUGUUCCUUUUUCUUUCAUUUUUAUUAACAUAUUCCUUCAACCGACUCGUUUUCUUUCUUGCAUUUUUUCUUUAUUUCUUUCUUAUUUUCGAGACAAAUUCUUUAUUUCUAUAUCUUUUUUCUUUUUUCUUUUCUUUCUUUCUGGGCAACUUUUUUCUUACUUUCUACGCUGUUAUUUUCUUUCCUUUUUUGUUUCUUUCUUUUUCCCUUUUUCCUUCCCUUUUAUUUCUUUAUUUCCUUGUUUGUUCGUUUGUUUCUUUCUUUCUUUCUUUCUUUCUUUCUUUCCAAACAACAUCCUUCUUAACUUCUACGCUGUUUCUUUCUUUUCCCAUUGUUUCUUUCUUACUAACUUUUUCCUUCCUUCCUAUACUUCUUUCUUUCUUUCUUUCAUUUUCCACUAUUUGUUUGUCUGUCCCUUUUGAUAUUUUUAAAGAUCUUGUUUGUUACGUUCCACAUUGUUUCUUUCUUUCUCAACUUUUUCUUUCUUUCUUUUUCUUCAUUUCUAUCUUUCUAAAUAUCUUCGUUAUCUAUCUAUCAAGUCUUUCUGUCUCAGUUAAAACCCUGCAUUCAUUCUUUCUUUCUAUCUUUCUUUCUCAGACAAAUCAUUUAUUCUUUCUUUCUUUAUCUUUCUUUCGUUCUUUAUUUCUUUUUCGCUAUCUACCUUCUUUCUUUUUCCCCUCUCUUUUCUUUCUUCCUUUCUUUCAAUUAAAUCUGGCGCCUGUAAUAUACACAGAACACCGCGUAACAGUUUACCAAAUUGGCCAUCAUUGUUGUGUAGUCUGCUUGAUCCUCACUGGGUUCAAAAAAUAA
Acanthosepion pharaonis is the source of this 969-nucleotide messenger RNA. Lineage: Eukaryota; Metazoa; Mollusca; Cephalopoda; Sepiida; Sepiidae. The record is from the annotation of a GenBank genome assembly.